Molecule: messenger RNA, 7126 nt
Organism: Prunus mume (Japanese apricot)
Lineage: Eukaryota; Viridiplantae; Streptophyta; Magnoliopsida; Rosales; Rosaceae
Product: CELLULOSE SYNTHASE INTERACTIVE 3
Biological process (GO): anisotropic cell growth; regulation of cellulose biosynthetic process
Cellular component (GO): cellulose synthase complex
Molecular function (GO): microtubule binding
Source: RefSeq, a predicted model, not a curated record
UGUACUGAAUUUUACUUGAUUAAAUUGGUAAUUAUUGCUAAUUGUGAUGUAUAGGCGUAAAGAUCUGACUUUUUGGUUCAAUAUUGAUCGGUGUUUGAUGUGCAGAGUGUUGGGGUUUGAUUUGGACUGGGAAAGGAGUUUGUAUUGUUUGAGCUGUCACUGUAGCAUUUGUACUUUUGUGAACAGUGUUUACUUGUUUGUGAAGAGAGAGUGGGUGUGUGUGUCUGUUGAUGGACAACUAGGGAUUGGAUGCUGAGGAGCUGAGGUUGUGAUGCUACUCAGGCAGAACUGCUGGGUUUUGCAGUAAUUGGAAGGAAGGGAGUUCUUCGACAUUUGCAUUGGUGGUGAGGUGGCCAAGGAGAAUUCUAAAAGUGGUGUAUGGUGCAAAUGUCAAAGUCUCCCUCCCCUCAACCGCGAGAACCCAUAUCUCCUUCUACUUCUCGCUCUAGGGAUGGAACAGCAAUGGAUGAUGAAGAAGGUACAAUGGCAAGAGUUGCUCAAUUUGUCGAGCAACUACAUGCCAGCAUUUCUUCACCACAUGAAAAAGAACUUAUUACAGCACGUUUGCUUGGUAUUGCCAAAGCAAGAAAGGAUGCAAGAACAAUUAUUGGUUCGCAUUCCCAGGCAAUGCCAUUGUUCAUAAACAUUCUCAGGAGUGGCACCCCUGUGGCAAAAGUUAAUGUGGCUGCAACUCUGAGUGCCCUGUGUAAAGAUGAAGACUUGCGUCUUAAAGUACUACUAGGCGGGUGCAUCCCCCCGUUACUCUCACUUUUGAAGUCUGAAUCAACUGAGGCUAGGAAGGCUGCAGCGGAAGCUAUAUAUGAAGUUUCCUCUGGUGGGCUUUCAGAUGAUCAUGUUGGCAUGAAAAUAUUUAUUACAGAAGGCGUAGUGCCAAACUUAUGGAAUCAACUCAAUCCAAAGAGCAAGCAAGACAAAGUGGUAGAGGGAUUUGUGACAGGAGCUUUGAGAAAUCUUUGUGGUGACAAGGAUGGCUACUGGAGAGCAACGCUUGAGGCUGGUGGAGUAGAUAUCAUUGUGGGUCUUCUGUCUUCCGACAAUGCUGCUGCCCAGUCAAAUGCUGCCUCCCUUUUGGCCCGUCUCAUGUUGGCUUUCAGUGAUAGCAUCCCGAAAGUAAUAGAUUCUGGAGCUGUCAAAGCUUUGCUUCGGCUUGUGGGUCAGGAAAAUGAUGUUUCCGUCCGUGCUAGUGCUGCUGAUGCUUUGGAAGUGCUUUCUUCAAAGUCAACUGGGGCUAAGAAAGCUAUUGUGAAUGCUGAUGGCGUUCCAGUUCUCAUUGGGGCAAUAGUUGCUCCAUCUAAAGAGUGCAUGCAAGGUGAGUGUGGGCAGGCUCUGCAGGACCAUGCAACACGGGCUUUAGCAAAUAUUUGUGGUGGGAUGUCUUCUUUAAUAUUAUAUCUUGGAGAACUUUCACAGUCACCUCGGCUAACUUCCCCGGUUGCCGACAUUAUCGGAGCUCUUGCAUACACGCUGAUGGUCUUUGGGCAUAAAUCUGGUGCCAAUGAGGAAUCUGUUAAUGUAACAAAUAUAGAGGAUAUUCUUGUAAUGUUGCUAAAGCCUCGUGACAAUAAGCUUGUUCAAGAUCGUGUCCUUGAGGCCAUGGCUAGUCUAUAUGGCAACAACCAUCUUUCCAGUUGGCUCAAUCAUGCACAAGCGAAGAAGGUGCUCAUUGGACUCAUAACAAUGGCUGCUGCUGAUGUGCAAGAGUAUUUAAUACUCUCCUUGACAAGCUUAUGUUGCGAUGGUGUUGGAAUCUGGGACUCCAUUGGCAAGAGAGAAGGAAUUCAGUUACUUAUUUCACUGAUGGGAUUAUCCAGUGAGCAGCAUCAAGAAUAUGCUGUUCAGUUUCUGGCAAUCUUAACGGACCAAGUCGAUGAUAGCAAGUGGGCUAUUACUGCUGCCGGCGGGAUUCCUCCUCUGGUGCAGCUGUUAGAGACGGGAUCUCAGAAGGCGAAGGAGGAUGCCGCUCAUGUGUUGUGGAAUUUGUGUUGUCACAGUGAAGAUAUUCGUGCAUGUGUGGAAAGUGCAGGAGCCAUCCCAGCAUUUUUAUGGCUUUUAAAAAGUGGUGGGUCAAGGGGACAAGAAGCAUCAGCUAUGGCACUAACAAAGCUUGUCCGAACAGCUGAUUCUGCCACCAUUAAUCAGUUGUUAGCUUUGCUCCUCGGUGACUCUCCAAGCUCAAAGGCCUAUACUAUCAGGGUGUUGGGUCAUGUACUCAUAAUGGCAUCACAUGAGGAUCUUAAUGAAGAAACUCAACAGUAUGCUGCUUCGGUCCUAGCUGAUCUAUUCAGCACAAGACAAGAUAUUUGUGAUAUUCUUGCAACUGAUGAGAUUGUGCAUCCUUGCAUGAAGCUUUUGACCAGCACCACACAAGUUGUUGCAACACAGUCAGCUCGAGCAUUGGGUGCUCUUUCCCGUCCUUUGAAGACCAAAACAAGAAGCAAGAUGUCUUAUAUUGCAGAAGGUGAUGUCAAGCCCCUCAUCAAACUGGCUAAAACUUCUUCCAUUGAUGCUGCUGAAACUGCAGUUGCGGCACUUGCCAAUCUUCUCUCUGAUCCGCAUAUUGCUGCAGAAGCCCUGGCAGAAGAUGUUGUUUUAGCUUUGAUAAGAAUACUGGGAGAUGGAACUUCAGAAGGUAAGAAGAAUGCAUCCUGUGCCCUUCAUCAAUUGCUGAAGCAUUUUCCAGUAGGUGAUGUGCUCACAGGAAAUGCUCAGUGUCGUUUUGCUAUUCUUGCUCUUGUUGAUUCCUUGAAUGUAUUGGAUAUGGAUGGGACUGAUGCUGCGGAUGCUUUGGAAGUAGUCGCACUUUUGGCUAGAACCAAACAAGGUGUGAACUUCACUUACCCCCCAUGGUCUGCCCUUGCUGAAGUUCCAUCAAGCUUAGAACCUCUUGUCCGAUGCCUGGCUGAAGGGCCUCCUCCACUUCAGGAUAAGUCAAUAGAAAUUUUGUCUAGGCUUUGUGGGGAGCAACCAGUAGUGCUUGGUGAUCUAUUGAUUGCAAGAUCAAGAUCCCUUGGUUCACUAGCUAACAGGAUAAUGCACUCUUCGAGCCUAGAAGUCAGAGUUGGAGGAGCUGCAUUACUCAUUUGUUCAGCAAAAGAGCACAAACAGAAGUCAAUGGAAGUACUUGAUGUUGCAGGAUAUUUAAAACCGUUAACAUAUGCUUUAGUGGACAUGAUGAAGCGAAAUUCUAGCUGCUCCUCUUUAGAAAUUGAAGUCAGAACUCCAAGAGGUUUUAUUGAAAGAACUGCAUUCCAUGAAGGGGAUGAGUUUGAUGCCCCUGAUCCAGCCACUGUCUUGGGGGGUACUGUUGCCUUGUGGUUGCUAUGCAUAAUCGGUGCCUUUCAUGCAAGGAGCAAACUCACCAUUAUGGAAGCUGGUGGUCUUGAGGCUCUCUCUGACAAGCUUGCAGGUUACACUUCCAAUCCACAGGCAGAAUAUGAGGAUACAGAAGGUAUAUGGAUUAGUGCCCUGCUCCUGGCUGUUCUGUUCCAAGAUGCAAAUGUUGUUCUGUCUCCUGCAACAAUGCGCAUCAUUCCUUUACUUUCUCUUCUUUUGAGAUCGGAUGAGGUGAUUGAUAGGUUCUUUGCUGCGCAGUCAAUGGCCAGUCUUGUUUCUAAUGGUACUAAGGGAAUAAUUCUUGCCAUUGCAAAUUCAGGUGCUGUUGCUGGAUUGAUAACCCUAAUUGGUUACAUAGAGUCCGACAUGCCUAACCUUGUUACUUUAUCAGAAGAAUUUUCUCUGGUACGAAAUCCUGAUCAAGUUGUUUUGGAGUACCUUUUUGAUUUUGAAGAUGUAAGAGUUGGAUCCACAGCACGUAAAUCUAUACCUCUCCUGGUGGAUCUCUUGAGACCAAUGGCAGAACGUCCUGGUGCCCCUCCAAUUUCUGUUAAACUCUUGACCCGUAUUGCCGAUGGAAGUGACACAAAUAAAUUAAUUAUGGCUGAAGCUGGAGCUCUGGAUGCUCUGGCAAAAUACCUGUCUUUGAGCCCUCAAGACUCCACCGAAGCCACAAUAACUGAAUUAUUCAGAAUAUUAUUUAGCAAUCCUGAUCUAAUUCGAUAUGAAGCAUCAGCUAGUUCAUUGAAUCAACUCAUAGCCGUUCUGCGUCUAGGGUCGAGAAAUGCUAGAUAUAGUGCUGCAAGAGCUCUUCAUGAACUAUUUGACGCUGAGAACAUCAGAGAUUCUGAUUUAGCCAGGCAAUCUGUUCAUCCAUUGGUUGACAUGCUUAACUCUGCAUCAGAGAGCGAGCAAGAGGCUGCCCUUGUUGCGUUACUUAAGUUGACUUCAGGAAAUUCUUCUAAAGCAUCUUUAUUGACUGAUGUGGAGGGAAGUCCACUGGAAAGUUUGUACAAAAUCCUGUCUUGUGCUUCAUCCUUGGAAUUGAAGAGAAUCGCUGCACAACUCUGUUGUGUUCUGUUUGAUAAUUCUGAAGUCAGAGGAAAUCCAAUUGCCUCUGAAUGCAUAGAGCCCCUUGUAUCACUGAUGCAUUCUGAUACAAGUACAGUUGUUGAAGCUGGGGUUUGUGCUUUUGAAAAAUUGCUGGAUGAUGAACACCAGGUGGAGCUUGCAACGGCCUAUGAUGUUGUGGAUCUCCUUGUUGGAUUAGUUUCUGGUACAAGCAAUCAGCUCAUUGAGGCUAGCGUCUGUUCUCUCAUAAAGUUGGGGAAAGACCGGACCCCAUGCAAAUUGGAUAUGGUCAAUGUUGGCAUUAUUGACAAAUGUCUUGAGCUACUACCUGUAGCGCCCAGUUCAUUAUGCUCUUCAAUUGCUGAAUUGUUCCGCAUUUUAACAAAUAGUAAUGCAAUUGCAAGAAGUUUGGAUGCUGCAAAAAUAGUAGAACCUCUUUUCCUAGUUUUACUCCGUCCGGAUUUCAGUUUGUGGGGACAGCACAGUGCAUUGCAAGCACUAGUAAAUAUUUUGGAGAAGCCACAAAGCCUUGCAACUUUAAAACUUACACCUAGCCAAGUCAUCGAGCCUCUUAUUUCAUUUUUGGAAUCCCCAUCUCAAGCCAUCCAGCAGCUUGGCACAGAAUUGCUAUCUCAUCUGCUUGCACAAGAACAUUUUCAGCAAGAUAUUACAACAAAAAAUGCAGUUGUUCCUCUUGUUCAGCUUGCAGGAAUUGGAAUAUUAAACUUGCAGCAGACAGCAAUAAAGGCAUUGGAAAAUAUCUCCACAAGCUGGCCGAAGGCAGUCGCUGAUGCUGGGGGUAUAUUUGAGCUUGGGAAGGUUAUUAUUCAAGAUGACCCUCAGCCACCUCAUGCAUUGUGGGAAUCAGCUGCUUUAGUUCUCUCAAAUGUUCUGCACUUCAAUGCUGAGUACUAUUUUAAGGUUCCUGUGGUGGUUCUUGUUAAAAUGCUGCAUUCAACAGUGGAUACCACCAUCAUGGUGGCUCUCAAUGCAUUACUUGUUCAUGAAAGGAGUGACAAUUUAAGUGCUGAACAGAUGACUGAAGGUGGUGCUAUAGACGCCUUGUUGGACCUUUUAAGAUCUCAUCAGUGUGAAGAAGCAUCUGGAAGAUUACUUGAAGCUUUAUUUAACAAUGUCAGGAUACGACAAAUGAAGGUUUCCAAGUAUGCAAUAGCACCCCUAUCGCAGUAUCUGUUGGAUCCACAAACCAGAUCACAGUCUGGAAAACUUCUUGCUGCUCUAGCUCUUGGAGACCUUUCCCAACAUGAAGGGCUUGCAAGAGCCAGUGAUUCUGUUUCUGCAUGUCGUGCGUUGGUAAGUUUGCUUGAAGAUCAGCCAACAGAAGAGAUGAAAAUGGUGGCAAUUUGUGCAUUGCAGAACUUUGUCAUGAAUAGCAGAACAAAUAGGCGAGCUGUUGCAGAAGCAGGGGGCAUACUGAUUAUUCAAGAACUGCUACUGUCUCCCAAUACAGAAAUCGCUGGGCAGACAGCAUUACUUAUCAAAUUUUUGUUUUCUAAUCACACACUUCAAGAGUAUGUAUCAAAUGAGCUCAUCAGAUCUUUGACAGCCGCAUUAGAGAGAGAGUUGUGGUCCGCGGCAACUAUUAAUGAAGAGGUCUUGAGAGCCUUACAUAUGAUAUUCAUCAACUUCCCAAAGCUCCAUAUUUCUGAAGCAACCACUCUCUGCAUUCCCAAUCUGAUUGGAGCUCUGAAAUCUGGAAGUGAAGCAGCUCAGGAUGUCGUCUUGGACACCCUUUGCUUGUUGAGACAUUCUUGGUCAACCAUGCCAAUAGAUGUUGCGAAGUCUCAGGCUGUGAUUGCUGCUGAAGCCAUUCCCAUCCUACAAAUGCUCAUGAAAACCUGCCCACCAAGUUUCCAUGAGAGAGCAGACAGCCUGUUGCAUUGCUUACCAGGUUGUUUGACAGUCACAAUUAAGCGUGGGAACAACCUUAAACAGGCCAUGGGAGGCACAAAUGCUUUUUGUCGAUUGACAAUAGGCAAUGGUCCUCCUCGACAAACCAAGGUAGUGAGCCACAGUACCUCUCCAGAAUGGAAAGAAGGCUUUACGUGGGAAUUUGACGUUCCCCCAAAGGGACAAAAACUCCACAUCAUUUGCAAAAGCAAAAAUACCUUUGGAAAGACAACUCUGGGAAGAGUGACUAUCCAAAUUGACAAAGUUGUGAGUGAAGGAGUAUACAGUGGAUUAUUCAGCCUAAAUCAUGACAGCAACAAAGAUGGAUCUUCCCGUACACUUGAAAUCGAGAUUAUCUGGUCCAACAGAAUGUCCGACGAAGAAACAUGAAUGCAUCCUAAGGUCAGGUGCAGCAAUCUCCCCAUGAAGCUGAGAAUGCCAGAUUAAGUAUCAAAAUGGGGGUGAGGUUGGUCUGCUUGUAAUUAAUUUUAUGUUUUGAAGGUCCAGUUUUGUAGCAUGAAAGAUUAAGCUGCUUGAGGAAAGUGUAAAUUACAUUUAUUAGCUUGCGGAUACAAUAGAGUGAAAAUGCGUUCCCACUUUAUAAGGGAAUUUAAAAGCUCAAUAGAAGUUUGUACAGGUCGGUCAGUCAGUCUGUAGAUGCUAUAGCAAUCCGAAGAUGCUGAAAAGAUUGGCGUUUGAAAUUCUUGCAAAGUUGGAAUAGCUUUUUGUUGUACAGGUGUUGUGUUUCCGUUAUAAGAUUAACAAUAAAAUCCUUAAUUGUUUCCUCUAA